Molecule: messenger RNA, 1392 nt
Organism: Aaosphaeria arxii CBS 175.79
Lineage: Eukaryota; Fungi; Ascomycota; Dothideomycetes; Pleosporales
Exons: 1
Coding region: 1-1392 (463 amino acids)
Source: RefSeq, a predicted model, not a curated record
AUGACACUGAAGUCGGAAUUCAACAUGUCGCUGGAUUCGAUAAUAGACCCAGUCCCGAAGCCGAGCCCCGAUAUGUCCCUAGAUUCGAUACUCAAUCCGGUCCCGUAUUCAGUGCAGGCACCAUGUUUAAAACUCAACCUACUACUAACUCCUGCACCCAACCUGCCACCAAGUUCGGCAGUCAGUCUGCCAUCGCCAUCGCCAUCAAGAUCAAGUUCGACACUCGGCGUGCCAUCAGGUUCGGCACCCAACAUACCACCAAUUGCAGCGCUUCGCCUGCCAUCGCCAUCCAAAUCGGCAGUGAACCUGCAACCAAUUGCAACACUUGACCUGCCAUCCCCAUUUAGUUCAGUACUCAGCCAGCCAUCAAGUUCAGCACUCGGCCAGCCAUCAAAUUCAGCACUCGGCCAGCCAUCAAGUUCAGCACUCGGCCAGCCAUCAAGUUCAGCACUCGGCCAGCCAUCAAGUUCAGCACUCGGCCUACAACCAGUUUCGCGAUUCAACAUACCAUCAAAUUCGGUACUCGAUCAGCGACCAAAUUCAAUCCAACCCUAUCGUGAUAUGACUCGCAUUGAUGAGUCUCGAUCGGAGGCGGGCUGCGGAACCCACUCCCAUCAUUUCCGUGGCGAGCCAUGUUGUACCUGGGGUCCUAGGACACUAUUCCUUUGCGGUCAGGCAUCAAAGAAGCCUUUGACCAAGCUAUUUAUCGAUCACGAUUUCCUCAGCGACGAAGACGUAGCUUCAUUGGCUCGAGCCAAACUGAGAGGCACCUAUGAUAUCGUCUUAAAGCUCGAUGAGUCUCGGAGUCUCAAAAUCGUCCUAUGCUUUUCGACAUUUCUGGAGUCCAUUAGCACCCCACAGGAGAAUGCCUACGACCUCAUCAGCAUCUUAUCGUUCCCGCACUUCUAUAUAUCCAAGAAAACCAAAUUGCCCAACCAGGAUACAAGUCUGAUGCGUCGCUGCCGAAAGCUCAAGAUCGUCCAAUUGGCAUUCGAUUUUGACAGUUUGACCCAAAGAGAGAGCACAAACAGAAGAAUCCGCAAGCCUCGGGAACGCGACGCUUUCAUUAGUCACUAUGGCUUCAGCAACAUACUCGAUUGCCAAAAUCUGAAACUCAUUUCCUUCCAUGUUAUCCGGCCGAAGAAGGCCCAGUUGCACUUUUACAAGCACAUGGAAGUUGAACACAAGACCUUGUUAGAAGCUGCUGCUUGGAUUGGACAGAAAUUCGAGAACAAUGGUCGACAUAUCCAGAUCUUGAUUAGUUUCCGAGGGCAUGACGAGCAAAUGCAGGGAAGCGAGAAGCAAAUUUGGCCAGUCCCAUGCCCCACCGAGUCUGCCGGUUCAGUACUACCUCGUAGUAUUGAGCCCCAGUUGACGUCCUCUGAAUGCUAA